Molecule: messenger RNA, 798 nt
Organism: Linderina pennispora
Lineage: Eukaryota; Fungi; Kickxellomycota; Kickxellomycetes; Kickxellales; Kickxellaceae
Exons: 1
Coding region: 46-735 (229 amino acids)
Molecular function (GO): phosphatase activity
Source: RefSeq, a predicted model, not a curated record
UCCGCGCCAGUGCAUUCCCAACGACACAAAUACAACCCGAAAGCCAUGGCUGCCACCGACUCGACCUCGCCCAAGUUCAUCGUCAUGUCUGACUUUGACGGGACCAUUUCGCUUGACGACACAGGCAACAUCCUGACCGACGCGUCCAUGGGCAAGGAGCGGCGCGAGGCCAUUGACAACGAAUACAUGGAAGGCAAGAUCUCGUUCCGUGAGCUGCAGAUACAGGAGUGGUCUGGGGUGAAUCUGACCUGGGAGACAGCAGUUGAGCUUCUAAAGGACAGCACAAUUGAUCCGCACUUUGCUGGCGUCGUCGACUGGUGCAUCGCUCACAAGAUCCCGCUAGGCAUUGUCAGUGCCGGACUCGACAAGCUCAUCGAUUUGCACUUUGAGCACAGUCUGACCAAAGAGCAGCUCGAGUACAUGGAGAUCUUCUCCAACAAGCUCAUUGUUGUCGGCGACAAGUGGAGCAUCAGAUUUGCUGAUGACAGCGAACUCGGCCACGACAAGGCGGCCAGCAUCAAGAAGGUGGCAGACCGCUAUGAAGUUGCGCCCAAGGUCGUGUUUAUCGGCGACGGGAUCUCUGACGUUGCGAGCGCCAAAGAGGCAGAUUACCUGUUUGCCAAACGCGGCCUGGAUCUGGACAACUGGUGCGAGAAGAACGGCGUCAAGCGUGACCCGUUCGACGACUUUGCGUAUAUCACCAAGCGGCUGGAGGAGAUUAGCGCUGUCCUGUAGAUGCAAACUAGUAGACAUUUGCUGCAAAGAUACACUAUUGACGCUCUAGCCUCUCUGCUUCAC